AUGCGUCGGCGAUGCACCGGAAUCCUGAGCGUUCGGGAGGAUCGUCGUGCAGUGUCCACGGCCUCGAAGGCUCUCCUUGGACAAAGACGACAUGGGCAAUCUCUAGAUCUUCUCGUGAAGUCUAGAGAUCAAUGAAGUGGGUCAUCGAAUCGUCUCCGGCGGCUGUAACCCGGCGGAGCGGAAAAACGGCGACUUUGCGGCUCUCCGGCGGCUGUCACCCGACAGAGAGGAGCUAGAUGGAGGUGGGGCGCAUGUCAGGGAGCUUCAUCCUCAGGUCCGCGCAGCAAGAGGAGGCUCUUCAUCGCAUCUGGUACGCUCUUAGGAGGUGGCGACUCGUCUCCCGGCGGAUCGUUCUCUUCCCGACGACGGCUUGUUCGUCAAUCAAUCGGAGAUGAUUUACUCGAUGGAUUCGCGAUCCUUUUAUCGCGAAUCGUUCAGCAAUUUUAGUAGCAAUGCUCCGUGAAUCGUGUUGACGAGAUUUUCACCGAUGAUCCAGCGAUUCUGGUUGCUUAAUCCUUCACCGGCGAUCUGCAGGAAAGUCGCGAUAAUCAGAUAAAAAGAUAUGAAUUUUGACUCUGGGAGGAUUCGAACCCGCGCCGGUCGCCUGCCUGUGAGGAAGGUGUGACGCGGGUUUAGUCCCACAUCGGUUGUGUGCCGAUUUUUCGGGCAAAUAUAUAGUAAUGUUAGCUUCGGAAGCAAAGUCACUUCUCUCGCGUGUACGACCACUCCUUGCCCCACAGCCGGCUGGCCACCAGUGACGUGGAAGGGGAGUGGCGCACACGUGCCCCUAUCGGUCCAAGCUAAGCCGCUCGAGUCCCUGCUCGCGGCUACUCCCGACUGCGCUUCCGACCCACUUGCGGGCCCGGCUGGCUCAUUUAUCUCAAAAGUAAGACUGUAAAAAUCGUAUAAAAUCACAUAAUUACCCAAAAAUUCACGUUAAUCAACUGAAAACCACUUUUCACACUUUAACACAAAUAUAAGUCUAUUUAUCAUGAGUUAAGGCUAAAACUAUAUUAUUUACUAAUUAUUAACUCAUGAUAAUGAAGACUUAUCACUCCACAUAUAAAAUCAACCAUAUUUCUAUGUUGUUCUAAUAAUCCAUCAUAAAAAAUUCUAUUGAGCUGCCACUUGGGUAUAACAUGAUAAUGACACUUUCUAAGUAAAUCUUUGAAUGUUUCCCAUGUCUCAUGUAAAGUUUCUCCUGAUCUUUGAGAAAAAUUCCAUAUAUGUUUUCUCAUAUUUUGAGUUUUUCCUAAGGGAUAAAAUUUUCGAAGAAAGGCUUGUUCUAUGUCUUUCCAGCUAGUUAAUUCUCUAUCUAAUGUGGAUAGCCAAUGACUAGCUUUGUCCCUAAGUGUAUGAGGAAAUAAUUUCAUCUUAAUAAUUUCUGGUGUAACUUGAGGGAGAUUAACUAAAUCAUGACCAUAUAAAAUUUUUCUAAGUGCUGAUGAGGUUCUUCUAAAGGCAAUCCAUGAAAAUUAGGGAGCAUUUGAAAAAUUCUUGGAUUUAUUUCGAAUUUAACAUUGGGUGCUAAUGGGACUCUAAUAUUGGAUGCUCUUUGAAAUGAAUCAAGGAUAUAAUAAUUUUUCAUGGCCAUAGGAUUGUUCUCAGUUUGACCUGUACUUUCUUCAGGAUCUAUCAAAAUUAAUUUUUAUUUCAGAUUUUUAGUUUUGAAUGAAAUAAUGAAAGGAUUUUCUAGCCUUGGAUGCAAGGAUCUUCUACCAUGCAUAAAAAAACAAUAAAUUUGAGGGAAAAGUUCAUUAAUUGUUACCCUCCUUCAGUAUGCUCCAGUCCUUGCCUUGUUUCUUUUCGUUCCCUUUUUCUAAAAACAAAAUCGGCAAGAAGAAAAUAAAAUAAGAGUUAAAUUUUUUUUGUGUACUCUAAGAGAAAAAAAAAAAUACUAAAUAUGAUGCAAUACAUCCCCAGCAACGGCGCCAAAAUUUGACAUGACUCAGUUGUUGUAUAUUAAAUCACACAAAUCUAAAAUUUAUAAAACUAGAAAAUAUGAUUUUUUAGAUAUUUAGAAGUAUUUCUGAACAAAUAUAUCAAUUAUAAUUUAAUAAAACUUCCAAAAAUAGCGGUAAUUUUCCAGGUUGAUCACAGGGAUGUAAUAUAAUAUUUGGUAAUUAUUCAGAUUUUUUUCUCAAUGAAUACGAUUUUCUAUGGAUUUUAUACUACAAAAUGAAAAGGAAAUAUAUUUAAAAUUCAUGAAAAAAGGAAAUAAGGGUGUAGACGUUAGGAUGACAUCAACGCCCGGCGAACGCGAAUCGGGCGGAAACAGAGUUCCGCCUGGCGAUUCUUACAUAAGCGAAUUUGAUUUCUAUGAAUGUUUAAAAGAAGAAAUUGGAUUGGUAUAAUCCAUGGUUUAAGGUUAUAUGCAUCAUAAAGUAGUCCAAAUUAAUCAAAUUAAGAUCUGUAAAAGCUGGAAGAAUCGUAAUUGAACGAAGUAUAUUUUGGUAAAUUAAAAUCACACAAAGUAUCACUAAAUGAAGCGUAAAUUAAGUUGAAAGCAGGAAAAUAGAGUUCUGGCGUCGCGACAGCAAUGCGUCGGUGAUGCACCGGAAUCCUAAGUGUUCGGGAGGAUCGUCCUAUAGUGUCCACGGCCUCAAAGGCUCUCCUUGGACAAAGAUGACGUGGGCAAUAUCUAGAUCUCCUUUCAAAGUCUAGAGAUCAAUGGAAUGGGUCGUCGACUCGUCUUCGGCGGCUGUCACCCGGCAAAGUGGAAAAAACAGCGACUUUACGGCUCUCUGGCGGCUGUCACCCGACGGAGAUGAGCUGGAUGGAGGUGGGGCGCGUGUUAGGGAGCUUCAUCCUCAAGUCCGCACAGCAAGAGGAGGCUCUUCAUUGCAUUUGGUACGCUCUCAGGAGGUGGCGACUCGUCUCCCGACAGAUCGUCCUCUUCCCGACGACGGUUUGUUCGUCGAUCAAUCGGAGAUGAUUUACUCGAUGGAUUUGCGAUCCUUUUUUCGCGAAUUGUUCAGCAAUUUUAGUAGCAAUGCUCUGCGAAUCGCGUUGCCGAGAUUUUCGCCGAUGAUCUAGGGAUUCUCAUUGCUUAAUCCUUCACUGGCGAUCUGCAGGAAAGUCGCGAUAAUCAGAUAAAAAUAUAUGACUUUUGACUCUGGGAGGAUUCGAACCCGUGCCAGUUGUCCGCCUCUUCUGAGGAAAGUGUGACGCAGGUUUAGUCCCACAUUGGUUGUGCGCCGAUUUUUCGGGUGAAUAUAUAGUAAUGUUACAUUUCUAAGCAAAGUUCCUUCUCUCGCGUGUACAACCACUCCUUGCCUCACAGCCGGCUGGCCACCGGUGACGUGGAAGGGGAGUGGCGCAUACAUGCCCCUAUCGGUCCAAGCCGCUCGAUCCCCUGCUCGCGGCUACUCCCUGAUUGAGCUUCCGACCCGCUUGCGGGCCCGGCUGGCCGGCGAGUCCCCCUCAUUUUGUCUUUUUUUUAUUUUUAAUUUCUUUUUCUUCAUUUAUCUCAAAAGCAAGACUAUAAAAAUCAUAUAAAUUCAUGUAAAAUCACAUAAUUACCUAAAAAUUCACAUUAAUCAACUGAAAACUACUUUUCACACUUUAACACAAAUAUAAGUCUAUUUAUCAUGAGUUAAGGCUAAAACUAUAUUAUUUACUAAUUAUUAACUCAUGAUAAUGAAGACUUAUCAGUAGGUAUUAAGGGGUCAUACUUGUUUGUUAAUUAAGGUCAAAUGAUGAUAAAUGUCACAUUAACUAAUGUCAAAUGUAAUACAAUUGAAUGAAAAAUUUUAAAGUAAGAUUCUAGAAAUAAUUUCAUAAAUUUCUGCUCAAAUCUUCAUAUCAUUUUUGAGAAAUUUCUACUUAACCUUCAAAUCUAUGCUCAAAUCUUUGUCUUAGGUAGAUAACCUUGAACUAUUUUAUUUUAUGAGUUAAUAAUGUGUAAUUAAAGUGAUAAUUUGAUAUAAUCAAUAGAACAUUAUUUUAUUUGAUUUUUGUGAAGUUUAAGUUAAAAUAGAAGAUGUCACCAGUCAUAGAAGGCAACAUCAUCUAAGUUAUAUUUUAUGAGCCACAUUAGCACAGAAGUGCAUGCAAACUUGUUGGAUGCCACCUCAUCUUUCUAUUUUGAAAACCCUUAAAAUUACCAAAUAAAUUAGGAGGUAAGAGGAGCAAAAGGGGGGAGUUUUCCCCUCUUUCUUGUUUCUCUCCCUCUCUCUUGUUCUCUCUCCUUUUCUCUCUCGUUCUCUUUCUCUCUCUCUCCUUUUCUCACUUGUUCUCUUUCUCUAUCUCUCUCUCUCCCUCUCUCUCUCAUUCUCUUUCUCUCUCUCUCCUUUUCUCUCUUAUUCUCUUUCUCUAUCUCUCUCUCUCUCCCUCUCUCUCUCAUUCUCUUUCUCUCUCUCCCUCUCUCUCUUGUUCUCUUUCUCUCUCUCUCUCUCUCUCUCUCUCUUUCUCUCUCUCUCUCUCUCUCCCUCUCUCUUGUUCUCUUUCUCUCUCUCUCUCUCUCUCUCCCUCUCUCUCUCCCUCUCCCUCUCAUAGUCAUGAUAUAUUUUUGUUAUAAAUAAGGGGUAGUGUAGGUAUUAAAAUCUUUCAAGCCUUUCUAGAGAAGGUGUGAUGCGGGUUUAGUCCCACAUUGGUUGUACGCCAAAGUUUUAGGCGAAUAUAUAAUAAUAUCAUAUUUCUAAGUAAUAACCUUUCUCUCAGGUGUACGACUACUCCUUGCCCCACAACCGACUGGCCACUAGUGCCGUGGAAGGGGAGUAACAAGCAUGUGUCCCCAUCGGUUCAUAGCCGCUCAAGCCCCCACUUGUAGGUCUUCCCUAAUUGUGCUUUCGACCCACUUGCGCCUGGUUGGCUGGCGGGUCCCCCUCUUUUUCUAUUUUUUUAUUUUAUUAUUUUCUUCUUUAUUUAUCUCAAAAAUAGAAUUAUAAAAAUCAGAUAGAUUUGCAUAAAAUUAUAGAAUUAGCCAAAAAAUCACAUUAAUCAACUGAAAAUCACUUUUCGUAAUUUAACACAAAUAUAAGUCUAUUUAUCAUGAGUGAAGGCUAAAAUUAUAUUAUUUAUUAAUCGUUAACUCAUGAUACUGAAGACUUACUAACGAGUCAUCACAAUACUAGAUGCAUAAAGUAAUCCACCGACAGUUUAUGAAUCUGAUGCCGCUUAGCACACACGUGACCAUAAAUGAUGAUCUGUUGAUAAGCAAAGCACCACGGUACAAAGGACCUUAAGUUUUCAGUCGAUAACAAUUCAUGGUGGGUUAAUCCUAUGGUGCUCAAUAUGCCACAUGACCAAGCACAUCUGAUCUAGUAGUUCAUGAAGUAUCAUAAUUCCGAGAACUUAAGUUUUCACAUGUAUCAUCGUUAGGAAUAUGAAGACAAUAAUCAAUUAUUAUCUGGUGAUGUACACUUGUUGUUGUGUUUAAAUACACAUUAUCUAAUAAUAUUUACAACUAAGAUUUAAUAAAAUAUUAGUAUAGAUGUAAGUUUCAGGUUGAACAUAAGAAAUUGAUUAAUCAAUCUUGAAAAAUUAAUUUAAUUUAUAUUUAGAGUGAUUUUUAAUAUUUUAAUAACAUUUAAUAGAAAUAAUAAACUAGAAGGUUGAGGUGAGAAGAAUAAAAGGAGGAAAAGAGAGUAGAGAUAGCUCUUACGAAAGAGAGAGGAGAUCUCUCACAAAAGAGAGAGAAAGAGAGAGAUGGAGAGAAAUCUCACAUGAGAUGGAGAGAGAGAAAGGUCUCACAAAAGAGAGAGAAAGAGAGAAGGAGAUUGAUCGAUGGAGAGAAAGAGAGAGAGAUUGAUCAAUAGAGAGAGAGAAAGAGAGAUAGAUCUCAUGAGGGACAAAGAGAGAAGAAGAGGUCUCAUGAGAGAGGGAGAUAGAGAAAUAAGACAAUAAUAAAAGAAAGAGAAAAAUAUGGUCAACCCGUUUUCACAAUGACCAUUAUUUCAGACAAAUGUAUGCUCGAGAAUUCACACACAUGACAUGAGGUCAGUUGUGAUUGUCUCCACCUUGUUUUAACAAUUUGGUGCUCAUUAAUCAGCCUUUAAUCUUGUUUAUUUCAUGUUUGAAAAUAAAAAAAUACUUGUUAUUUACAGAACAUUUAGAAUACAAAUACAUCGAGAUUUAACUAUAGAAAUCAAUGAAAAAUAAGUUAGAACAAUUUUAGGUUGAUCUCAAAUGAGUUUCAAAGGAUUCAGAAAAAGAACAAAGAUCAUUCACCGAGUUUUGAAUUAGUUCUACUCAUUUCAAUUGAAGCAUAUGUGAAAUAGAAAUAACUUGUAGUAAAAUAUAAAUAAAUGACAAAAAUAGAUAAAUAAAUACUGAAAGGAAGAAAGAAAUCAUUGCCUAGGUUUAGUUUGCCUCUUAGGCAAUUGGAAACACCGAGGUGAUGGCUUGGUUUUGUCUGAACUAAUAACUUGUGAAAAUUAUAUGCUAACCUAUUAUCAAAUCAGAGAGAAUAAUGUAUAUUUGAGAAAUAUUUCACAAGUUAUCAUGUUAACUAUUUUAUUUGUUAUUUAAAUAAACCUCUCUAAAUCUUAAUUUAAAUUGAUAUUUUAUGAAUAAAAAUAAAAUUGAUGAGAAUUUAUUUCAUAUCUUGAGGCUUAAUUAUCAUUUAUUUUUAUUUUUAAAUAAAAUAUUAUUUUACUAAAUAUUUAUCAUUAAUUGAAAUAUAUUUUAUAUAAUUUUUCUGAAAAUUUUAGGCAUUAAAAUAAAUAUAAUUAGAUGACAUCAUUAUUAUAUAUGAUAACACUCGCAUAACAUUUCCGAUAUGGGAUUCACUUUAUAUUCUUUUCAGAUCUGACGAUAGCACCAUAGUAGUGGUCAGAUCCGACACACGCCAUGAAGCCACAUCACCACCACUGUCAUAUGAAAAAGUAGCUCCAAGAUCCGACGGCGACCACUAGUAGUUCCCACGAUCCAAGAGACUCCACGUCACAGCCAUCAACACACGAAAAGUAGCCACCAAUCCAAUGGUGGCUAUCGUGGCAUCUGAUGCACAAGGAUCCUAAUAAAGCAUGCGCCAAAGGAGCGAAACCCGAUGGAGAUCUAAUGGCAAUUAUUGGGCCCAAGUCACCCCUCUUUGAGCAAAAUGACGACACGAGGAUCCAACAGUAUCAAACCACACUUUGGAGGAUAUAUUUACAGAUAUCGAUUAUUGUCUAGUAAAAUAGACGAUAUCGAUUAUUCUCUCGCAUGCACAGAAGGGUAUAUGUUCAAAUAUCGAUUAUCAUCUGGUAAAAUAGAUAAUCUAUCAAUUAUUGCCACAUGAGAAAAGGGGAAAAUGCCAGAAAAAUCAGAGAAAAAUUGGCAAAAUACAGAAAAAAAUAGGAAGUCAAAAUAGAAAUGCAAUUUCAAAUCUGGGGGACAAAAAGGAGGAAGAAGGAGAGAAAGGAGGCUUUUUCAGAGUUGUUCUUGGGUUGUUCUUGAGAGAAAACGUUGUUCUUCUUUCUCAUGCAAAAAUAAAAAUCUGAAGAGUGCAUCGUUGAUUUCGAUUGUUCUCCUCUACCCUUUUCACCUUAAAUCCAUUCCGUUGAACUAGAUGUAAGAUUGAGAAAUGCUACUCAGAGGUCGACAUCAAGCCAUGCAUUCUAAGAGUUGUAAGUUUGAUUUUUAAUAGAGUUUUCAUUAUUUUCUUAUUUGAUCUGUGAAAUAAUUUUAUUUCCUUAGGUUUAAUCAUUUAUUUACUUAUUUCUCUUCUAUCUUAUCAAUCCAAAGCAUAUUUAGUUUACUCAUUUUAAUUUAUUUAAUUUUUAAAAUCAUAUUUAUAUUUAUUUGCCAUUUUAUUUCAUUUAUUGCUUUGAAUACCAAGUUAAAUCUUCUAAUAAAUUUCGUAAUUAUUUAAAUUAAAGAAUAAAAGGAUUUUUAAAAGCCUUCCCUUAGGAGAUGACCUAGCUCGACACUAUAUCUAUUUAAAAUUAUUAUUAUUAUUAUUGGUGAAUCUAGGCCUAUAAACUAUUAAAAUUGAUUCAUGAUUCUAAUAACUACUUAGAACCAUAUGAGAAAUGAAAAUAAAAUAAAUUUAAAAUUAAAAAAAAAGAGAAAUAAGGGUACGAAUGUCAAGAUGAUGUCAGCACUCGACGAAUGCAAAUCAGGUGAAAAUAGGGUUCUACCUGGUGAAUCUCAUGUAGGUGAUUACAGAUGAUUUAAUUGGUCAAAUUAAGAUCUAUAAAAGUCGAAAUAAUCAUAAUUAAAUGAAGAGUAUUUUAGAAAAUUUAAAGCACAUAAAUUAUCUCUAA
Molecule: messenger RNA, 8189 nt
Organism: Spirodela intermedia
Lineage: Eukaryota; Viridiplantae; Streptophyta; Magnoliopsida; Alismatales; Araceae
Source: the annotation of a GenBank genome assembly